CCCGUCGAAAAACAUUCCUUCGCAGAUGCUCCCGAGGGAAUUUGUUUACGUUGGCCUCCGUGUCAUUCCCGGACAUGACUACUUUGUUUCCGGAUCCGAAACAGGGAUACAUCGCCCCUUGGAGUGUUCCGUGAUUUGAGGUGACUGAGUCCAGAAAGUUCGGGCCGAACAGAUAUGUGGGUGUGAAUGACUGCGUUCCGUGGAAUGUGAGUGGAAAUGCAGGCGUUAGAUUUAGAUCAGGAGAAGAGGGAAAGGGACAAACAGGAGUUGAGGGAUGGCCUUGCGAUGCUCGAUAGGAAAAAGGAACAGAAAGAGCGGGAUAAACAGAUCGAGAAACGUCAGCUUCGGAAAAUGUUAGACGAUGAACCGUGGCCUUGGGGUAGGCCGGGGGCAGGUGCACCCAACGCAGACACGAUCCGUAAACGCAAAGUUUUCCUGGACUCUCUUCCCGCCAUUGUAGGUCCACAAGACAUGCCAAAAGCCAAGGGAUUACAAUUGACACACGUGACAACAAUGGGAAGGCCAGGAGCUGGUGCUCCAGUAAGAAGUAAAUCAGGGAAAAUCAAAGUUCUUCGUGUUGAAGACCCGCAACUCAGGUUCCAAUUCCACGCGCCAAUUAGAAAUAUGGUUGACAAUGAUCUUAGAUAUAAACAGCCUUUCGAGGACAAGAUUGCCUACAAGAAAGAGCUAGAUCAACUAAUUGAACAGCGGAAACGGAUAAAAUCGGAGCAGAGAAAACAAAAUCAAAUACAAGACUGCAAACUUUGGUCGUGGCCAGUUCCUCCUUUUGGGUCUCCGGGCCCAGGUGGGCUUCCAUGGAGGGAUCAAAGGGAAAUUGGACAUUAUUUCCGUUACUCAUUGGGUUGGACUGAUCCAAAAUUAAUAGAGAGGAUGCAAGAAAAUAUACCGAAGCCUGACAGACCUCAGGCGGAUUAUGGCCACCCCUCCUUCGAAUCAAACAAGGAAAUGUUAUCUCUUCCAAUGCUUCCCUUGGAUAGACACUUUUUACCCCCGUCAAAAGAGGAGCUGAUAACAGGGGGCGUGGAGUUGGUCCCUCUUCUGGCCAAAAGACAGCGAAUAGCAGCGAGAUGGCCUCUCUGCUCCAGUGACAUAACUAGGAUACAGGAAAUAAGGCCACAUGAUCCCAUAAAAGAGCCCAUUUGGCGUGACACUGCGGGAGAGAAAGAAUACGGUGAAGCACUUGCACAUCAAAUAGAGGAGCAACAGCAUAGACGACAGGAGGAACGAAAUCAAGAUCUUAUGAACUCUAGGAAACAUUUUGAAAAUUGGCAAAACUUUUGGGGAAGGCCCGGCCAUGGAGCGCCAAGGAGUGUUAAAGUGAAGGAAAAUUUGGAUUACUUACUGUAUCAUCUUCCAUUGAUUACGUCGAAAGGCACUAAUAUGAUAAAAUGAAGAUUAAUUAAGAGUUUAAAUGAAUCACAAGCUAAUUACUAUUAACUUGCGUUUCAGAGGAGAUAUGAUGCUAAUGCAUGUGAGGAUAGUGGAAAAUUCAGCCCUGUUACAAUUACAGAUAGAAUAUAUAAUUCAAAAACAAACAAAAAUAUUCAAGACAUUACAUCAUCACGCAAGCCUCAUUUUUCCUAGUAAAAAAUUAUGGGACUUAUAUUUAGAGGGAGAAACUGUUAAGACUUUUUCCACUGAUGGUUAUACUGUCGUGUCUCAUUCUCAUACUUUCUGUUACCACCACUUGUGAGAAUAUUUUAGAACGAAAUUGUCGUUUCCGGCUUAUUUAUUUAUAAAAAGUUUAUUCGUUGAUUUUAAAGUUUUAAGUAUCCAAAGUUAUACGAGUCCAUUGUUUUACCGUUAAAGUUUUUAUCCUAUCGUGUGUUUGAUUGGUGAUUAAGAGUUUCCUGUUAAAACUUCAAAGAUAUUAAAGGAGUUGUUAUUUACCUGAUGUUAGUAUAUGGUCUGGAUGACUGAUAGUCUAUUGUUUCGUUUCACUGCAUAUGCGUCAGAACUUUAAGACUGCAAUUUUUUGCUGUAGUGUAUAAUCAUGUAUUGUUUUGUACAGAUAAGCUAUGUUUUUGUUUUCUUUUUUAUUAUGUAUAAAUAUAAGAAGAUAUAAGACUCCCUGUCA
Bemisia tabaci is the source of this 2098-nucleotide messenger RNA. The record is from RefSeq and is a predicted model, not a curated record. NCBI's taxonomy places the organism in Eukaryota, Metazoa, Arthropoda, Insecta, Hemiptera, Aleyrodidae.